This is a messenger RNA of Strigops habroptila (Kakapo), 2175 nucleotides long. RefSeq names its product tRNA-yW synthesizing protein 3 homolog (gene TYW3). Lineage: Eukaryota; Metazoa; Chordata; Aves; Psittaciformes; Psittacidae. The transcript is spliced from 6 exons. The record is from RefSeq and is a predicted model, not a curated record. Gene Ontology annotation, cellular component: cytoplasm. Gene Ontology annotation, molecular function: tRNA methyltransferase activity. The coding region runs from base 159 to 938 and encodes 259 amino acids. Gene Ontology annotation, biological process: tRNA methylation.
CGCCCGCCGUCGCCGCCGCGUGGUGCGGGUUGUCCCCAGCAGGCUCCCGUCGGCUUCGCGGGGUGGGGCUGUCCCCGUCCCCGAUCCCGGUCCCGUCCCCGAUCCCGGUCCCGUCCCCGAUCCCGGUCCCGUCCGCGCUCCCGGUCCCGUUCCCGCCGAUGGCGGCGUUCAUGCAGCGGAAGGCGCAGCGCCUGGCGCGGGCUGACGCCAGCAGGAAGGGCGGCCUGGACGAGCGCGCCGCCGCCGUCGUGCAGCUGCUCAACGGGCGGUCGCGGUUCUGCACCACCAGCUCCUGCUCGGGCCGCCUGGUCCUGGCGCAGGGCGGCGCCGCGGACACGCAGAGCUGCGGGAUCCAGAAGACAAACUGCACGUGGCUGCUGGUGACACACGAGGCGUGCGCGAAGGACGAUGUGAUGACAGCCCUAGAGAAAGCCACUGGUGACGUUGUGCUCAAGUUUGAACCAUUUGUUCUUCACGUGCUAUGUCAAGAGCUGCAAGAUGCUCAGCUUGUGCAUUCAGUGGCUGUCAAUUCUGGGUUCAGGAACUCUGGUAUUACAGUUGGCAGAGGAGGAAAAAUUAUGAUGGCCGUCCGGAGCACUCACUGCUUGGAAGUUCCCUUGAGCCACAAGGGCAAAUUGAUGGUCUCUGAGGAAUACAUGGAAUUUCUGAUAGACAUUGCUAAUCGGAAGAUGGAAGAAAACUCCCGGAGGAUUGACAGAUUCUACAAAUGCUUGGAGUUGGCUUUGGAAGCUGCCACCAGUGCUGACACCUCACCUGAGGAGACAGAGAAGAACCAUGCCGUGUACACUCACAGGAGAAAGAGGAAGACCAUUCAGGAACAAGGUGCACACACCUUCCCAAAGGAUCACAGUGAAGAACCAGAGCCUGAGGAUGAUGCAGAAACCGAUCUCGGUAUUUUUUCUGAACUGAUGAUAUAGACUAAGACAUUUGAAAGCAAAUGGCAAACUGAAUAAGCAUUGUAAUGCUCUUUGUAAGACAUACAAACUGCUCUGUUCUAAGUAGUAACACCCUCGUGGACAUUUACCAGGAAGAAAGGUAAUUAAACCGAAUUGUGAACAGGAUUAAUGCCACAGAAGCACAGAGAACAAAACCUUAGAAUGCUGUGGGGGUUUUAACAGCACUGUUGAACUAACAAUCUCUUACUCUGUCGGUUAUCACAGAAAUAACUGGUUUGCUGCCUCCUUUGGUCAUGUUCUCCGUGGAAGCAUUUCACUUCCAAAUCCUGGGUUUAGGCUGUCUGGCAGAGCAGAGAAACCCUGAAAACUGGGUGGUUGUCCUUGAAGGCUUUUAAUCCCUGCAGGACCUCUUCAGAGCAGCAUGCACCAAUACAGGUGGCCCUUUCAGACCGCACAAAGCCACGUGUCAGUCAGUGGAAGAGCAGUACGUGCUGUGGAGGUAAGGAGAGCAGAAGCUGUGUCCUGCUCUGUGCUGGCCAUGGUGGGUGCAUCCAGGACCCUUCCUGAGCUGUGCACUGGGCAGCACAGUUGAUGCUGUUCUCCUGCUCCUCACUGCUUCAGGCCCCAGCCCCGCUGUGCUCGUGUCUGCUUCCCUUGGCCAGUGGCGGUUGUUAUUUUUCUUCGCACCUUUUAGCCAGCCCUUUGUGCUGGCAGUUCCUUACCUCACUUACAUGGUAUCCUACAUGGCCAGCACCCAGCUUCAGUUCCAGCCCUUGGGCAGAAAGUCAAGUGUACAGCAGUGUGCUUUGGUACCACUGUGAACCACUGACAUGCAAUGUUAGCUGUGAAACAGUGUGAUGCUCUGUGUGUUCCUGUAUGGGACCACUGGAAAAGGCACUCUACUCAGAGUGUGUUUUUGGGGAAAAUGGUGAACUUGUAAACCUUAGAACAGGGAAUUCUGAGCCCAGCCUUGUAUGGCAGAGUGAUGGCUAACACUGCAGAGCAAGGCCCUGCCUGAAGGAAAUGUCUCUGGUGCAGCAGUCCCAGUUCACAGGGGGAGGGAGCCGUCAUUGUUUCCACUACGUGAGCCCAAGUGUUGGGGGCAUUUAAACUCCACUGUAAAAACUUGGCACAGGAGGUGGCAGGCAAAGGGAAAAGUGAUUGGGGGCUUUAAAUAGAUUCUGGAAGACCUGUUGGGCUGCAUGUCCAGUAGCAGGCAUGCCAGAAAAAAUAAACUUGAGCCUUUUGUGUUCUUGUC